AUGUCCACCACCAGCAGCAUGGAAGAAUCCAUGAAAGACCUCCUCGACCGUGGCGAAGUCAAGCCCUCCUGGCGCGACAAACAAUUCGUGCAUUUCCUCGACCUCAAAGAAGCGUACGGCCGCGAGUUCCUCGCCCGCGUCAAAGAACACACCGAGUCGACCGGCUUCAGCUGGGCUGACCUCGCCAAGUUCGAGAACGAGAGACGUACCUGUGCCAAGAUGUUUGUCGAUAAGUUUGGCAUGACCUACUGGGGAACAUCUGAAAAUCGACAGAAGUAUCUCCAGGAAGAGUGUCUGGCUGAUCCGGACACGCUUUGUAAAUAUCCUGAGCGACGGGAUGAGAUUGUUCGGACGAUCAUGGUACUGUUGGAACGGAAAGCGAAGGUGUAUUCGAGGAUGAGUACAGAGAAACCGAAGCCCCUCAUCGCCAAACCAACCAUCACCAGCAGCAAUGCCACCACUGCCCCCAUCACAACUCCCACCCCCCGAGCAAGCACCCAACCAACCGCAACAUCCAGCACCCCCCAGAAAUGUCCUACCUCCAACCCCAACCUCAAUUCCAAAUCCAAACGCAAACAGUCCACCGUCCUGCCCAAAGAAACCGACGAAGACUACACCGAGCUUCAAUCCUCAUCUGAAAAGCCCAUUUACAAGCUCCCUCGAACUCGAGCCAUCUCCAACGCCAUCCGACCCUUCAAAUCCUUCCUGACCGAAACAGAAUCCGAAGCCGAACUUGAACCAACCUUCAAGAAGACCCAGAAACCCUCCCAGUCCAAGAAAAAGCUAAAUCCUCAUCACCACCAACAGCAGCAGCAGAAUCCCAUUCAUCACACCAACCCAUCUACAGAGGAAACUCCCAGACCCCCCAAAGUCAAGAAAUCCUCCCUCCUCGCUCCCCCUCCCCCUCCUCCUAUGGGCACACUCAUCCACAAGAACACUCCCUCCUCCUCCACCACCACCCCUACACCCUCCAACACAAAAACCAUGACAGCAUCCUCAGCAAACUACGCCCCCACCACCACCUUCCUCACUACCGCCACCAACCAACCGGGCAUGGCCCCCGUCUGGAUCCCCUACGAGGAAUUCACCUCCACAGCCGCAUUCCUCGACUACAUGGCCGACCAAUGCAACCUCGUGGAAUGGAACCCGACAGCGCAAUUAAGCCGCGAGGAUACGGGGUUAUUUGCAUCCAGCUCGCCCGCUAACUCGGUGAUCGCGGCGUCGGUGAGAUUCGAUUGGUCCGAUUUCGAAAUCCGGGUCCGUCAGGGCCAUAAUGAGGAUUGGGUGAUUGUGCAGAGGGAGUUGGUGAGGGCUUGGAGGGGUGAAGCGGCUGCUGUUGCUGCUGUUGCUGCUGGUGAGGGGGAGAUGGAGGCGAGGGAAUUUAGAAUUAGGGUGUUACUUCAUGUGCUUGGUUAA
Messenger RNA from Aspergillus sclerotioniger CBS 115572, 1416 nucleotides. RefSeq lists its product as uncharacterized. The record is from RefSeq and is a predicted model, not a curated record. Lineage: Eukaryota; Fungi; Ascomycota; Eurotiomycetes; Eurotiales; Aspergillaceae. The transcript has 3 exons. Bases 1 to 1416 code for a protein of 471 amino acids.